Symbiodinium sp. CCMP2592 is the source of this 813-nucleotide messenger RNA. NCBI's taxonomy places the organism in Eukaryota, Dinophyceae, Suessiales, Symbiodiniaceae. The record is from the annotation of a GenBank genome assembly.
AUGGCAGAAGAGCCCGCAAUCACAGCUGAAGCAGCUGUAGCUUCGGCGGCUGCAGCACCGGUCUCUAUUGCACCCGAGCCGGUGCAGGAGAGGAAGCUAGAAAUCCUCUGGGCCACCAGUGGUGAGCUCCUGGUGACCCUGAUGCUGCCCGCAAGCAGUCUCGUGAAAGACGUGAAGGCGCAGCUGCAGUCCAAGCUGGGAAUCGAUGUCGAAAUGCAGAAGCUCGUCACAGACGAGGCGGUGCUCGAGGACGACCACCCUCUGCCUCCAGAGCCUGGCCAUCAGCUCCGUCUCAUCUGCAUAUCGCCAGAGUAUGGCCUGGUCGUGGUGGAGGAGGUGGAUAACAGGAGGUCACGCAGUGGAUCAGAGCAGCGCGGGAAUGUGGCCUCAAAGACAAACGGCUUGGCGAAAGCCCUGGGCACGUCGGGAGACGUCCGAGAAGAAGGGGACACCACGCACUACCACGUUCAAUUGGAGGUGGUGGUGCCAGAGACCAAAGAGCAGCCGAAGCUUUUUUGGACCGAAAUCACCAGCGGCAUUGGGACGUGCAGCGUCUUCAGCUGCUACGUGGAGCCUGGAGCCAAAGUGCUCCUGGCUUUGCCGGACGAAGCUUUCGCGCCCGUUCUGCCAGCAGAAAGGGUCUGGGUGCCGGUGAUAUAUCCCAGGGGACCCAAGCGUACAUCAGGCUUUGCAAGCGGCAAAGGUCAGCCGCCCCGUGGGUUCCUUUCUCUGAACUGCUUGAGACCGCUACGGCCAGAGGACUGCGACUGGCAGAGCGUGACUGCGCCCAAACUCUACCGACUUUAUUCUUGA